AUGCGUUCUACACUCUUUUAUAGUAUAUGUUUAAGUAUACUUGCAAUAAGACAAAGCUACUGCCAACAACUAUCAGAUCGUGCACAUGAAGAAUACAAUGAAGCAUUAACACUACGUGACCUACCUGAUGGCAAGCUGCUUGGACACUUUGAAUUCACUACUCGAGUCAAAGCCAAUACAAAGCCAAAUGCGCCUUUUUUGGAUUACGGACUAUACCCCAAAGCGAUCGGAGAAGUGCUUCAAUCAUACAAUGUACGCGAAAUGCAUCUUUCUUUCACUCAGGGACGAUGGAACUAUGAAGAGUGGGGAUAUCCACCUACUUUAUCUGCUGGCACAGGUGUGGAAUUAUGGGCCUGGAUGAAGGAUUCAGAAAAUGUUGAUAAGCAUUGGAAAGCAUUGACCAACACAUUGUCUGGCUUAUUCUGUGCGUCACUGAAUUUCAUUGAUGAAACCAUCACAACAGAGCCUCGACUGUCCUUUAGAACAUCAGGAGAUGAGGAUAUUGCAGGCCAGCAGUUGAGAUAUGGCUCUUUGCCGCAUGAAAAUGUGUGCACAGAGAAUUUGACUCCUUGGAUCAAGCUAUUGCCAUGCAAAGCCAAGUCUGGAAUUUCAGUGCUACUCAACCCACACAAAAUCUACAACUCCAACUUCCACUCCAUGGCAAUUCAUGCCAAAUCCAUCUGCAUUGACGAUGCAUGCACCCACAGAGAAUUGGAAUUGACGCAAACAGUGACGUCCGUGAUGGAUCCUGUACGAGACACGAGUCGCAGAGAUUGGUCUUUGAAAUCAGUGUUUGACCGUCAGUUGAAAAACGCUUGUCCACUUGCCAAAGAGAGCAAAGUCUUGGUGGAUUUAGUAAAUGCAGGUGAUCAUUAUGAGCUAAAACCCGAGGCUACACAGCUUGAGGACAAGGUAGCAGUCUACCACUUAUCCAAGCAAAUACAGCAAACACCGUUGGAUAUUCGCAUGACAUGGCAGCAGAAUUCCUUUCUAUACCCUCUGGAGCCUAUUCGACCCAUGAUUUAUGCUGAGCGCUACUUUACUGGAUACGGACAGGAAAGAGGAGGACUGAAGAUUACCAUCCACAAUCGAAACAAGCUUAGUGCCAUGCCUGUGAUUUACUAUGAUUCAAUUCCAUGGUACCUCAAGCUGUAUUUACAUACACUCCAGGUACACAUCAACGAUUCUCUGAAUUCCACCAGUGAUAUCAUUCAGCAAAUGUACUAUCAGCCUGCCAUUGAUCGAGCCAGACCGACUACUUUAGAGUGCCAGCUGUUGCUACCCGCAGACUCGAUUGUAACUCUGUCUAUGGAUUUCGAAAAAGUGUUCUUAAAGUACACUGAGCAUCGACCUGAUGCCAAUAGAGGAUUUGAUGUCGGGUCUGCAGUCAUUACGGCUUGGAUUCCGGAAGAAAAUGGGUUGAUUCUGAGUGGAGAGCCUCAACGCAUCUACACAGACACACUUUUAGUUAGUCUUCCUACACCUGAUUUCAGCAUGCCAUAUAAUGUAAUCACGCUUACUUGCACGGUGAUUGCGCUGUUCUUUGGCUCCUUGUUCAAUCUGUUGAUACGCAAUUUUAGCAUUGUUCCCUCCACAUCCCCAACCUCUCCAACAGGGUUAAAAAGCGAGUAA
Messenger RNA from Mucor velutinosus, 1632 nucleotides. RefSeq lists its product as uncharacterized. Gene Ontology annotation, cellular component: GPI-anchor transamidase complex. The record is from RefSeq and is a predicted model, not a curated record. Lineage: Eukaryota; Fungi; Mucoromycota; Mucoromycetes; Mucorales; Mucoraceae. The transcript is spliced from 9 exons. The coding region runs from base 1 to 1632 and encodes 543 amino acids. Gene Ontology annotation, biological process: attachment of GPI anchor to protein.